This is a messenger RNA of Contarinia nasturtii (swede midge), 4046 nucleotides long. RefSeq names its product CD109 antigen-like. Gene Ontology annotation, cellular component: extracellular region. Gene Ontology annotation, molecular function: endopeptidase inhibitor activity. NCBI's taxonomy places the organism in Eukaryota, Metazoa, Arthropoda, Insecta, Diptera, Cecidomyiidae. The annotation marks the transcript as partial. The transcript is spliced from 8 exons. The record is from RefSeq and is a predicted model, not a curated record.
CUUCACGCACAACAAGUAAGAAGCUAUUAAAAUGAACCGAAUUUCGCCGCUGAUUGGAUUAUUAUUGUCAAUCAUUGGUUGCGUGAAUUGUGCUGGUUUCUACACAAUCGUAGCACCGGAAUACAUCAAAGCACAAUCAGAAUACACUAUUUCAUUAACUCUUCACAAACACACCGAGCCGGUCACCAUUCGGUUGAGCAUUGAAGAUGGAGCACAAUACAAAAAUGAAAAAGAAGUCACAAUCACACCAAAUAAAAUGGAAAUGACGACAUUGCACAUCGGUGAUUUGGAUGUAGCAAAAAGAUAUAAAUUCGUGGCAGAAGGCGUUUCGGGACUUAAAUUUCGAAAUGAAUCGCCUUUGAAAAUUGAAUCGAAAGAAGUUUCAAUUUUCAUUCAAACCGAUAAAGCCAUGUAUAAACCAGGCCAAACGGUCAAAUUCCGUGUCUUGGUGCUCGAUAGUGGCUUGAAACCGGCUACAUUGAAACCAAACAGCCCUCUCAACAUUUAUUUUACCGAUCCAGAGAAUAAUCUUAUUAAACAUUGGCUUAAAGUGACUCCAAAGACAGGAGUAUUCAGCAGCGAAAUCCAACUAUCCGAACGGCCAUCAUUUGGCGAUUGGAAAUUCGAAGCUCAAGUUGGUUCGGAGAACAAAACGAAAAAAAUUGAAGUGGCCAAAUAUGUUUUACCGAAUUUCUAUGUUACCAUUGAUUCACCGAUGGACUUUUCGGCAAAAGACGGCAAGAUUCGUGCAAUUGUUCGUGCAACUUACACUUAUAAACAAUUAGUGAAAGGCGAAGCUAUGGUAUCACUCACUAAAUUAAAUAAUACAAACGAUGCAAUGGUAAAAAGCAUUCCAAUUAAUGGCAAAGGAACUGUUGAGUUUGAUGUGGGGAAUGAUUUGAGAGCUGAUUCUGAGGCCUACAAAAUAGAAGCAACAGUCUUUGAUUUGCUAUCUGGUCGCAAUGAAAGUGCAUCGAAAAUUAUAACACUUCAUAAAACACGCUACGCAAUUGAAAUAGUGGAUUUGGGUAAGGAUAUCAAGCUGAGAUCACCCGCAAAAUUCGCGAUCCGCGUUAGUCAUCAUGAUAAUUCACCAAUUCUUUUGAAUGAAAAAACCAAAUGGAUUACAGUCAAUUAUACAGUUAAGGAUGCUAAUUUCGAUGGGCAAUAUGAGUCUACCUUCAUAUACAAAUUCGAGUUGAAUGGGAAUGGCAUCGCUGAUGUUCCCACACUACCAUUAAUAGACGAAAAAGAAUUUGAAUUAAAUGUGGAAUACAUGGAAGAACAUAAAAACUUGACGGAUUUCAAACCACAGAAAAAAGAGCUGGAAAUUAACGUUUUAACAGAAUGCCCCACAUUCAAUCAAAGGGUGUACGUUGAAGUCAAAUCAAUGAGUUUUCUUGAUGAUUUCACGUAUCAAGUGAUUGUGGAUGGGAAAUUAGUUUAUGCUGAGAGGGUUGUUGUACCACCAAACUGUAACAAUCAGGUCCUUAGUUUCAAUGCCGAUUUCGAUGUGUCGGCAAACGUAUUCGUAAUCGUUCACUAUUUCCAAAAUGACAACAUUUUCGCUGCCAAAGGUGAAGUUCAAUUUUGCGAUUCUUUCAAAAACUUUGUAAAUAUGGAAUUGUCAACAAAAGAAACUCAACCUGGCCAAAUUGUAAGCAUUCACGUGAUUACAAAACCCGAAUCAUAUGUGGGUUUAAUGGCAGUUGAUCAGAGCGUAUUGUUGAUGAAGGAAGAUAAUGGUUUAACGAAAGAACAAGCUGUUCAGGAAUUAAAGAAAUAUCGCCCACUCAAGACUAUCAUGGAAACGAUCGAUUUGAAUUAUUAUUUGAAACUUUUCAGCGAAAGCAAUGCUCUUUUUUUCACCAAUUUCCUGAACGUUGAUCUACGCUUUGCUGAAAUUCCUUCAACAACAGAGCCCAUUGUACCCACUUCUUCACCACAGCCACGAAUUCGUACUGAAUUCCCAGAAACAUGGCUAUGGGAAGAUUUCGAUGUGAAUAAUACGAAUGGUGUGGUAACUCUUAACAAAAAAGUGCCAGACACAAUCACAUCGUGGGUGAUGAGUGCUUUCUCUGUCAAUAACCAAUUCGGCUUAGGUUUGACCAAACAUCCACAGAUGUUGAAUGUAUUCCAGCCAUUUUUCUUGUCUUUGAAUCUUCCGUAUUCCGUGAAACGUGGCGAAGUGGUUGCAGUGCCGGUGGUGUUAUUCAAUCAUUUGAACACGGAUGUUACUGCUGACAUAGUAUUUUACAACGAAAAUGGAGAAUUAGAAUUCGUCGAUGAUAACGGCGCUAAUCAAACGUUACGGACGCGUCGAGUGUCAGUUGCUUCAAACUCAAACGGUGUAACGCAGAAGUUUUUCAUCAAAUUCACUUCCGUUGGACAAAUUUCACUGAAAGUGAUAGCCAAAUGUCCGAUUGCCGGCGAUGCCAUCGAAAGACUUUUGCAGGUUGAUCCAGAAGGAGUCCCAAAAUACGUGAACAAAGUUGUGUUUGUUGAUCUGCGUGAAACCGACAAAUUUGAAACCACUCAACACAUCGAUGUUCCCGCGAAUGCUGUUAAGGAUUCGUUGAAAGCCAAAGUAUACGCGUUGGGCGAUGUAAUUGGUGGUACUCUUAAAAACUUACAGAAUCUUAUUCGAAUGCCCUAUGGAUGUGGUGAACAAAAUAUGGUGAAUUUUGUACCGGAUAUUGUGGUUUUGGAUUAUUUGAGUGCAGUUAAAAAUCUUGAUAAAGCCACUAAGGAUAAAGCCAUUGAGUAUCUUUCAAAGGGAUAUAAACGCGAGUUAGACUAUCGUCUCAAUGACGGUUCGUUCAGUGUAUUUGGAAAAAGUGACAAUAAAGGCUGUACAUGGCUAACGGCAUACGUUGUAAAAUCAUUCAAACAAGCUGAAACGUAUAUUAAUAUCGAUAGUAAUGUGAUUGACAAAGCUCUUGAAUUCCUUAAACGAGCUCAAACACCCAACGGCAUGUUUCCUGAAGUUGGAAGAGUAUAUGACAAAGCAAUGCAAAGUGGAGCGAAUAAGGGGAUUGCUUUAACUGCAUACACCACAAUUGCUUUCUUGAAAAAUAAGAAAUCCAAUGAUUGGAAAUAUAAACAAACCGUCAAUCGCGCCCUCGAAAACAUUGCUGGAAAUAUUCGUAGGGUGAAUAAUACAUAUGAUGAAGCGAUCGCAGCAUACGCUUUGCAAUUGGCAAAUCAUACGAAGAAAGAUGAGGUCUUGAAUAAAUUGGUCGGUAAAGCGUUGGUCGAAGGGGACAAGAGAUGGUGGACUUCAUCAAAGCCCAAUCAAAGUAAAUCACAAUCAAUAAACGUUGAAAUCACAUCAUAUGGAUUACUUGCACUCAUUGAAGCUGGAAAAAUCUCAGAAGCUCAACCAUUUUUCCGGUGGCUUUUGACGCAACGCAACGACAAAGGUGGAUUUACAAGCACACAAGAUACUGUAAUCGGAUUGGAGGCAUUGGCAACAUACAGCCGAUUCACAUCAAGCGGAGAUAAGAAUGUUCAAUUGAAAGUUCGAAUGAAUGCAACGCGUGAACAAGUGAUCGAGGUGAACUCCGCAAAUGCAUUGGCUUUACAACCCAUCGAUUUACCAGUCAAUGAAAAUUCCAUCAGUUUUUCCGCUUCCGGUCGUGGCACGGCCUUAUUUCAAUUGUCGUACCAAUUCAAUGUAAAAGAGAAUGAUAUCCAUGAAACAUUCACGUUGAAGCCAGAAGUACUUGAAAUUAGCAGGAGUAAACUGAAAGUCAAAAUUUGCUCAAGUUUCAACGCAAAGGAUGCUCAAGAUCUUUCGAAUAUGGUGAUUGUGGAUGUUGAAAUGCCAACUGGUUUUCGCAUUGAAAAUGGUCCAUUGAUUGAGCUCGUGGGCAAAUCACAUGUCAAAUUGGUUGAAACAACAAACGCUGAAACGGUGGCACAUAUUUACUUCGAGAAAAUGUUGGCUAACGAAGAAAUUUGUCUGGUUGUUCAAGGAUAUCGUGCGCACAUAGUGGCCGAAAACAAACCGGUGCCAGUGAAAAUCUAUGAUUAUUAUGACACCU